AUGAUGAACAACAGCGGCUACUCGGAGUCCGCGGGGCUCGGCCUGGCCGACGAGGCGGACGAGAUGCCGUCCACCGAGAAGGACCUGGCGGAGGACGCGCCGUGGAAGAAGAUCCAGCAGAACACGUUCACGCGCUGGUGCAACGAGCACCUCAAGUGCGUGGGCAAGCGCCUCACCGACCUGCAGCGCGAACUCAGCGACGGGCUGCGGCUCAUCGCGCUGCUCGAGGUGCUCAGCCAGAAGCGCAUGUACCGCAAGUACCACCCGCGCCCCAACUUCCGCCAGAUGAAGCUGGAGAACGUGUCCGUGGCCCUGGAGUUCCUGGAGCGGGAGCACAUCAAGCUCGUAUCCAUCGACAGCAAGGCCAUCGUGGACGGGAACCUAAAGCUGAUCUUGGGGCUGAUCUGGACGCUGAUCCUGCACUACUCCAUCUCCAUGCCCAUGUGGGAGGACGAGGACGAUGAGGAUGCCCGCAAGCAGACACCCAAGCAGCGCCUGCUGGGCUGGAUCCAGAACAAGGUGCCCCAGCUGCCCAUCACCAACUUCAACCGCGACUGGCAGGAUGGCAAAGCCCUAGGCGCACUGGUGGACAACUGUGCCCCUGGCCUCUGCCCUGACUGGGAGGCCUGGGACCCCAACCAGCCCGUGGAGAAUGCCCGGGAGGCCAUGCAGCAGGCGGACGACUGGCUGGGCGUGCCCCAGGUGAUUGCCCCCGAGGAGAUCGUGGACCCCAACGUGGAUGAGCAUUCCGUCAUGACCUACCUGUCCCAGUUCCCCAAGGCCAAGCUCAAGCCAGGCGCCCCUGUCCGCUCCAAGCAGCUGAACCCCAAGAAGGCCAUCGCCUAUGGGCCUGGCAUCGAGCCCCAAGGCAACACAGUGCUGCAGCCUGCUCACUUCACAGUGCAGACAGCCGACGCUGGCCUGGGUGAGGUGCUGGUCUACAUCGAAGACCCCGAGGGCCACACCGAGGAGGCCAAGGUGGUCCCCAACAAUGACAAGGACCGGACCUAUGCAGUCUCCUAUGUGCCCAAGGUUGCUGGAUUGCACAAGGUGACCGUACUCUUCGCUGGCCAGAACAUUGAACGCAGUCCCUUUGAGGUGAACGUGGGCAUGACUCUGGGCGAUGCCAACAAGGUGUCAGCCCGUGGGCCGGGCCUAGAGCCUGUGGGCAACGUGGCCAACAAGCCUACCUACUUUGACAUCUACACUGCAGGGGCUGGCGCUGGUGACGUUGCUGUGGUGAUUGUGGACCCCCAGGGCCGGCGGGACACCGUGGAGGUGGCCCUGGAGGACAAGGGGGACAGCACGUUCCGCUGCACCUACAGGCCUGUGAUGGAGGGGCCACACACAGUCCACGUGGCCUUUGCCGGGGCCCCCAUCACCCGUAGCCCUUUCCCGGUCCAUGUGGCCGAAGCCUGCAAUCCCAAUGCCUGCCGCGCCUCUGGGCGGGGCCUGCAGCCCAAAGGUGUGCGUGUGAAAGAAGUGGCAGACUUCAAGGUGUUCACCAAGGGUGCCGGCAGUGGAGAGCUCAAGGUCACAGUCAAAGGGCCAAAGGGCACAGAGGAGCCAGUGAAGGUUCGGGAGGCUGGGGACGGUGUGUUCCAGUGUGAGUACUACCCCGUCGUGCCUGGAAAGUAUGUGGUGACCAUCACGUGGGGCGGCUAUGCCAUCCCCCGAAGCCCCUUUGAGGUACAGGUGAGCCCGGAGGCAGGAGCACAGAAGGUGCGGGCCUGGGGGCCGGGUCUGGAGACCGGCCAGGUGGGCAAGUCAGCCGACUUUGUGGUGGAGGCCAUUGGCACGGAGGUGGGGACACUGGGCUUCUCCAUCGAGGGGCCCUCGCAGGCCAAGAUUGAGUGCGAUGACAAAGGUGACGGCUCCUGCGACGUGCGGUACUGGCCCACGGAGCCCGGCGAGUACGCUGUGCACGUCAUCUGUGACGACGAAGACAUCCGAGACUCGCCCUUCAUUGCCCACAUCCAGCCGGCCCCGCCCAACUGCUUCCCUGAUAAGGUGAAGGCCUUUGGGCCCGGCCUGGAGCCCACAGGCUGCAUCGUGGACAAGCCUGCCGAGUUCACUAUCGAUGCCCGCUCAGCUGGCAAAGGAGAGCUGAAGCUCUACGCCCAGGAUGCCGAGGGCUGCCCCAUCGACAUCAAGGUUAUCCCCAACGGCGACGGCACCUUCCGCUGCUCCUACGUGCCCACGAAGCCUAUCAAGCACACCAUCAUCAUCUCCUGGGGUGGCGUCAACGUGCCCAAGAGCCCCUUCCGGGUAAAUGUGGGGGAGGGCAGUCACCCCGAACGGGUGAAGGUGUAUGGCCCCGGCGUGGAGAAGACGGGCCUCAAGGCCAACGAACCCACCUACUUCACAGUGGACUGCAGUGAAGCGGGCCAAGGCGACGUGAGCAUUGGCAUCAAGUGUGCCCCCGGCGUGGUGGGCCCUGCAGAGGCCGACAUCGACUUUGACAUCAUCAAGAAUGACAACGACACCUUCACCGUCAAGUACACGCCCCCUGGGGCCGGCCACUACACCAUCAUGGUGCUUUUCGCCAACCAGGAGAUCCCCGCCAGUCCCUUCCACAUCAAGGUGGACCCCUCCCACGACGCCAGCAAGGUCAAGGCCGAGGGCCCUGGGCUGAACCGCACUGGUGUGGAAGUCGGGAAACCCACUCACUUCACGGUGCUGACCAAGGGCGCCGGCAAGGCCAAACUGGACGUGCACUUUGCUGGGGCAGCUAAGGGUGAGGCUGUGCGGGACUUUGAGAUCAUCGACAACCACGACUACUCCUACACGGUCAAGUACACAGCUGUUCAGCAGGGCAACAUGGCAGUGACGGUGACUUAUGGUGGGGACCCUGUUCCCAAGAGCCCCUUUGUGGUGAAUGUGGCACCCCCACUGGACCUCAGCAAAGUCAAAGUUCAAGGCCUCGACAGCAAGGUGGCCGUGGGGCAAGAGCAGGCCUUCUCAGUGAGCACUCGCGGGGCCGGCGGUCAGGGCCAGCUGGAUGUGCGGAUGACCUCGCCCUCCAGACGGCCCAUACCCUGCAAGCUGGAGCCCGGGGGUGGCGCCGAAGCCCAGACUGUGCGCUACAUGCCCCCCGAAGAGGGGCCCUACAAGGUGGACAUCACCUAUGAUGGCCACCUGGUGCCUGGCAGCCCCUUUGCCGUGGAGGGUGUCCUGCCACCCGACCCCUCCAAGGUUUGUGCUUACGGCCCGGGUCUCAAAGGCGGGCUGGUGGGCAGCCCUGCUCCGUUCUCCAUUGACACCAAGGGCGCCGGCACAGGUGGCCUGGGGCUGACUGUGGAGGGCCCCUGUGAGGCCAAGAUCGAGUGCCAGGACAACGGGGAUGGCUCUUGUGCCGUCAGCUACCUGCCCACAGAGCCAGGCGAGUACACCAUCAACAUCCUGUUUGCCGAAGCCCACAUCCCUGGCUCACCUUUCAAGGCUGCCAUCCGGCCCGUGUUCGAUCCAAGCAAGGUGCGGGCCAGUGGGCCGGGCCUGGAGAGAGGCAAGGUCGGCGAGGCCGCUACCUUCACCGUGGACUGCUCGGAGGCGGGCGAGGCAGAGCUGACCAUCGAGAUCCUCUCAGACGCUGGGGUCAAGGCCGAGGUGCUGAUCCACAACAAUGCGGACGGCACCUACCACAUCACCUACAGCCCCGCCUUCCCUGGCACCUACACCAUUACCAUCAAGUACGGCGGGCACCCCGUGCCCAAGUUCCCUACCCGGGUCCACGUGCAGCCCGCGGUGGACACCAGUGGCAUCAAGGUCUCUGGGCCCGGCGUGGAGCCACAUGGUGUCCUGCGGGAGGUGACCACCGAGUUCACUGUGGAUGCAAGGUCCCUCACAGCCACGGGCGGGAACCACGUCACGGCCCGUGUGCUCAACCCCUCGGGCGCCAAGACGGACACCUACGUGACAGAUAACGGGGAUGGCACGUACCGCGUGCAGUACACUGCCUACGAGGAGGGCAUGCACUUGGUGGAGGUGCUGUAUGACGAGGUCGCUGUGCCCAAGAGUCCCUUCCGAGUGGGUGUGACCGAGGGCUGUGACCCUACCCGGGUGCGAGCCUUUGGGCCAGGCCUGCAGGGCGGCCUGAUCAACAAGGCCAACCGCUUCACAGUGGAGACCAGGGGAGCUGGCACUGGGGGCCUCGGCCUGGCUAUUGAGGGUCCCUCGGAAGCCAAGAUGUCCUGCAAGGACAACAAGGAUGGCAGCUGCACCGUGGAGUACGUCCCCUUCUCCCCCGGGGACUACGACGUCAACAUCACCUUUGGGGGCCGGCCCAUCCCAGGGAGCCCCUUCCGAGUGCCAGUGAAGGACGUGGUGGACGUGGGGAAGGUGAAGUGCUCGGGGCCAGGCCUGGGGGCCGGCGUCCGGGCGAGGGUGCCCCAGACCUUCACAGUGGACUGCAGCCAGGCUGGCCGGGCCCCCCUGCAGGUGGCCGUGCUGGGCCCCACAGGUGUAGCCGAGCCUGUGGAGGUGCGUGACAAGGGGGACGGCACCCACACUGUCAACUAUACCCCUGCUUCCACAGGGCCGCAUCACAUGGCCACAUUCUUCUGACCCCCAGCCAACCAUCCAUCCUUCUGCCCCUCAAGCCCCUUCAAGAUCAAGGUGCUCCCAGCCCACGAUGCCAGCAAGGUACGGGCCAGCGGGCCCGGCCUCAACGCCUCCGGCAUUCCUGCCAGCCUCCCCGUGGAGUUCACCAUCGAUGCCCGGGACGCCGGGGAGGGGCUGCUCACCGUCCAGAUCCUGGACCCCGAGGGCAAACCCAAGAAGGCCAACAUCCGAGACAACGGGGACGGCACAUACACCGUGUCCUACCUGCCGGACAUGAGUGGCCGCUACACCAUCACCAUCAAGUAUGGUGGCGACGAGAUCCCCUAUUCGCCCUUCCGCAUCCAUGCCCUGCCCACGGGGGAUGCCAGCAAGUGCCUUGUCACAGUGUCCAUUGGGGGCCACGGCCUGGGUGCCUGCCUGGGGCCCCGCAUCCAGAUCGGGGAGGAGACAGUGAUCACGGUGGAUGCCAAGGCAGCCGGCAAAGGCAAGGUGACAUGCACGGUGUCCACGCCCGACGGGGCUGAGCUGGACGUGGACGUGGUGGAGAACCAUGACGGCACCUUCGACAUCUACUACACAGCGCCCGAGCCGGGCAAGUACGUCAUCACCAUCCGCUUCGGAGGCGAGCACAUCCCGAAUAGCCCCUUCCACGUGCUGGCGUGUGACCCCCUGCCCCACGGGAAGGAGCCCUCUGACGCGCUGCCGCUACACCAGCCCUACGCCCCGCACCGGCCCGGCGCCUACCCCACACACUGGGCCACUGAGGAGCCCGUGGUGCCCGCAGAGGCCAUGGAGUCCAUGCUGCGGCCCUUCAACCUGGUCAUCCCCUUCACUGUGCAGAAAGGGGAGCUCACAGGGGAGGUGCGGAUGCCUUCUGGGAAGACGGCUCGGCCCAACAUCACUGACAACAAGGACGGCACCAUCACAGUGAGGUACGCGCCCACCGAGAAGGGCCUGCACCAGAUGGGCAUCAAGUAUGACGACAACCACAUCCCUGGGAGUCCCCUGCAGUUCUACGUGGACGCCAUCAACACCCGCCAUGUGAGUGCCUACGGGCCAGGCCUGAGCCAUGGCAUGGUCAACAAGCCGGCAACCUUCACCGUUGUCACCAAGGAUGCCGGGGAAGGAGGUCUGUCCCUGGCCGUGGAGGGCCCAUCCAAGGCGGAGAUCACCUGCAAGGACAACAAGGACGGCACCUGCACUGUGUCCUACCUGCCCACGGCGCCGGGGGACUACAGCAUCAUCGUGCGCUUUGACGACAAGCACAUCCCAGGGAGCCCCUUCACCGCCAAGAUCACAGGGGACGACUCAAUGAGGACCUCGCAGCUGAACGUGGGCACGUCCACAGACGUCUCGCUGAAGGUCACCGAGAGCGACCUGAGCCUGCUGACCGCCAGCAUCCGGGCCCCCUCGGGCAUCGAGGAGCCCUGCCUGCUCAAGCGACUGCCCAACCGACACAUCGGCAUCUCCUUCACCCCCAAGGAGGUCGGGGAGCACGUGGUGAGCGUGCGCAAGAACGGCAAGCACGUCACCAACAGCCCCUUCAAGAUCCUGGUGGGGCCCUCCGAGAUUGGGGACGCCAGCAAGGUUCGGGUCUGGGGCAAGGGCCUGUCGGAGGGACACACCUUCCAGGUGGCCGAGUUCAUCGUGGACACUCGCAACGCGGGUUACGGAGGCCUGGGGCUGAGCAUCGAAGGCCCUAGCAAGGUGGACAUCAACUGUGAGGACAUGGAGGACGGCACGUGCAAAGUCACCUACUGCCCCACGGAGCCUGGCACCUAUGUCAUCAACAUCAAGUUCGCUGACAAGCAUGUACCUGGAAGUCCCUUCACUGUGAAGGUCACUGGUGAGGGCCGCAUGAAGGAGAGCAUCACCCGGUGUCGGCAGGCGCCCUCUAUCGCCACCAUUGGCAGUACCUGUGACCUCAACCUCAAGAUCCCAGGCAACUGGUUCCAGAUGGUGUCUGCCCAGGAGCGCCUGACACGCACCUUCACCCGCAGCAGUCACACGUACACACGCACCGAGCGCACGGAGAUCAGCAAGACCAGAGGAGGCGAGACCAAGCGGGAGGUGAGGGUGGAGGAGUCCACCCAGGUAGGCGGAGACCCCUUCCCCGCAGUCUUCGGGGACUUCCUGGGCCGAGAAAGCCUGGGUUCUUUCGGCAGCAUCACCCGGCAGCAGGAGGGUGAGGCCAGCUCUCAGGACAUGGCUGCACAGGUGACCAGCCCGUCGGGCAGGACAGAGGCCGCGGAGAUCGUCGAAGGGGAGGACAGCGCGUACAGCGUACGCUUUGUGCCCCAGGAGAUGGGCCCCCACACGGUCACCGUCAAGUACCGUGGUCAGCAUGUGCCCGGCAGCCCCUUCCAGUUCACCGUGGGGCCGCUGGGUGAAGGCGGGGCUCACAAGGUGCGGGCCGGAGGCACAGGGCUGGAGCGAGGGGUGGCCGGCGUGCCAGCGGAGUUCAGCAUCUGGACCCGAGAGGCGGGGGCCGGGGGCCUGUCCAUUGCCGUGGAGGGGCCCAGCAAGGCCGAGAUUGCUUUUGAGGACCGCAAGGACGGCUCCUGCGGGGUCUCCUACAUUGUCCAGGAGCCAGGUGACUAUGAGGUUUCCAUCAAGUUCAACGAUGAGCACAUCCCAGACAGCCCCUUCGUGGUGCCCGUGGCCUCGCUCUCAGACGACGCCCGUCGCCUCACAGUCACUAGCCUCCAGGAGACGGGGCUCAAGGUGAACCAGCCAGCAUCCUUUGCGGUGCAGCUGAACGGCGCGAGGGGUGUGAUGGACGCCAGGGUGCACACGCCCUCCGGCGCAGUGGAAGAGUGCUACGUGUCCGAGCUGGACAGUGACAAACACACUAUCCGCUUCAUCCCACACGAGAACGGCGUCCACUCCAUCGAUGUCAAGUUCAACGGCGCCCACAUCCCCGGCAGCCCCUUCAAGAUCCGGGUUGGGGAGCAGAGCCAGGCAGGGGACCCAGGCCUGGUGUCAGCCUACGGCCCUGGGCUCGAGGGAGGCACAACUGGCGUGUCCUCGGAGUUCAUCGUGAACACGCUGAAUGCUGGCUCAGGGGCCCUGUCCGUCACCAUCGACGGCCCCUCCAAGGUGCAGCUGGACUGCCGGGAAUGUCCCGAGGGCCACGUGGUCACUUACACACCCAUGGCCCCCGGCAACUACCUCAUUGCCAUCAAGUACGGUGGCCCCCAGCACAUUGUGGGCAGCCCAUUCAAGGCCAAGGUCACAGGUCCCCGUCUGUCUGGAGGUCACAGCCUUCAUGAAACCUCCACGGUCCUGGUGGAAACUGUCACCAAGUCGUCCUCGAGCCGGGGCUCCAGCUACAGCUCCGUCCCCAAGUUCUCCUCCGAUGCCAGCAAGGUGGUGACCCGGGGCCCCGGGCUGUCGCAGGCCUUUGUGGGCCAGAAGAACUCAUUCACUGUGGACUGCAGCAAAGCAGGCACCAACAUGAUGAUGGUGGGCGUGCACGGGCCCAAGACGCCGUGCGAGGAGGUACACGUGAAGCACGUGGGUAACCGGGUGUACAACGUCACCUACACCGUUAAGGAGAAGGGGGACUACAUCCUCAUCGUCAAAUGGGGCGACGAAAGCGUCCCCGGAAGUCCCUUUAAAGUCAACGUGCCUUGAAUUCCCAACGUGCCUCCCCCAGCCUCAGCCCCCACCUCCAGCCACACACACAUACACACACACACAAACACGGGGCACGCGCACAGUCAGCCUAACGAAUGCCUGCCUGAGGUGGGAGGCCAAUGGCACACUCCCUUCCUAUUGUGCCCCUGGGGCUCUGAGGGCCUUGUCUGCCCAGGACGGUGGCCCUCUCCCCUCAACUGUGACCGGAAGACGUGAGUGGGGCCAGGCUUUGGAACAGAGGCUGUGACUUUUCUGUGGGACUGAGGCCAGUGCUGGGGGCUUGUGUGUGUGAGAGAGGCCACUUCAGCCCGCACUGUCACUGGGCCUCCUCGCCCCUCACCACGCCUCGGCCCCAGGGCUGCCAGGACUUGGAAAAGCACAAUUGGAGGAGCACGCACACCUGCCCAGGCCCGGCUUCCUGGUGGACUGAGUUCUCUUUCAUAUUAUUAAUUUUUUGUUUUUUUAUGGCUGCACAGCUCUGCCCUGUGGGGGCCUUUUGUACACACUGCGAGUGAGGCCCAGCUGCCUGGGGGGGGCUUUUGCACAUGUCAAGCGGCUCGGCCAAGAACCGCUGAGGUGGAAAACUCCAGCCCCCAAAUAAAGUCUGGCCUGUC
This is a messenger RNA of Echinops telfairi (small Madagascar hedgehog), 8813 nucleotides long. It is a transcript of the gene FLNC, whose product is annotated as filamin C. The transcript has 49 exons. Lineage: Eukaryota; Metazoa; Chordata; Mammalia; Afrosoricida; Tenrecidae. The record is from RefSeq and is a predicted model, not a curated record. Gene Ontology annotation, molecular function: actin filament binding. Gene Ontology annotation, biological process: actin cytoskeleton organization.